GUGUUUGGGAGCUUAAAUUGACCUAUUGGCUUCAGAUUAUGUCUUCAGAGAUUGGAACAGGAGUUGUUGCAAUUGAUUGAAACCAUUAGAAGAAUAACGAGAACCAAUCUGCUGAACCCAACCAGCAUUAAAGCAACUAUUAGUCUGGAGUCCUGUCAGGCCCGGUUCUCUAGCAAACACCUCCUGUUGUGAUUGAUUUCAGGGAAAAACAUUUCCUGGUAUCUCAGGUUCCCUCUAAUAAAAGGCCUCAGAGAUUUUCUGCUCCAUUUUCUUUACCAAAAGCUUCCAACGUGACCGUCACAGGAACUUUCUCUCCGUCAUAAACCUGUUAGAGCAACUUUGCGCCACAAACACGUCUCCCUGUCCAAGGGCCCAACCUCCUGUCAUCGACCAUCACCGAGGCCACGUUUACUGCUUCACUGCCCGGCCCUCCAGGCCACUCUGACAGCAUGCGCUUCCUAACCGCUCAGAUUAUUCUGAAUCAUUUCACUUAAGGGCCCAGAUGCUACCUGUCUGUUGGCCUUUGCUGAGAGGGUGAUUAAGGCAGGCUGGUGUGGGGUAAAUGCGCCAUACUUCUGCCUGAGUGGCUGCGUCUCCUUAUCUGUCAUCAUGUCGUGUGCACCUCGCCCCCAACGCGCCCACUUGGUGGCCACCGCCUCCUUUGUUGCUGUUGUCAUCCGACGGUGGAGCUUUUACUUCUGCGUCAGAGAUGAGUGCGCACCAUGGAGGAAGAGCUCGGCUCGCCCUCCAUCACUGACCAGCAGAACGCGAGCAGAGACGACACCAGGACGGACGUCCAGGUGGUCUGCUUGGCUUAGAUGCUCUUGUUUGAUCGGUCAUGGUAAACCAAGAGAAACCUUGGUUCUUCAGCAGACUCGUCUAAAGAGAUGGAUCUUACGGUCUUGGACUGCGUUGCUCUUUCAGUUUACAGCUUCACCUUCCUGCUGGGACUUCCUGCCAACCUGCUCGUCUUCUUCGUGUACAUCCGUAAGGCUCGCAAACACGGUGCCACGCCCAACGUGGUCUACGCCCUUAACUUGUGUCUGGCCAACCUGGCACUCGUAGCCUGGAUGCCCGUAAAGGUUCUAGAGACGGUGCUGAAGGACUGGAUGCUGCCACCACCCUUGUGCCCAGUUUACACCUUCUUCCUCUACUCCUCUCUGUACGUCAGCUGCCUCUUCAUCACCGCCGUCACGAUUGGGCGAUACCUCAGCAUCGCCUUCCCCAUCAUCUACAAGAGAUACCGCCGUGCCAGACUGUCCUGCUACAUCUGCGUCGCCUUGUGGGCAUUGGUGCUGGUGCACCUUGGGCUUAGCCUGAUGGCUGAAGGCGGGGCUUAUUUUAUCGGUGUCCAGGAUGAAGUCUCUGCCUGUUACGAAAAUUUCAACGCAACGCAGCUGAAGAUCCUGCUUCCCCUUCGCUUGGAGAUGGCCAUCGUCCUGUUCAUUUUGCCUCUGAUUGUGACUUCCUUUUGCACGCUGCGCUGCGUCACUCUGGUGUGGCGCUCAAAUUUGCCUCCUUUGGGCAAGAGGAGAGUCCUGGCAGUGGCCCUGUCCACAUUGGCCGUGUUUGUGAUCUGCUAUGCCCCCUACAACUCCUCGCACAUCGUAGGAUUUGUUCAGCAGGAAAGCGUUAAAUGGAGGACAACAGCAAUACUGACGAGCUCCUGCAAUGUCUUCCUGGAGCCAGUGGUGAUGCUGAUGCUUUCACCUGUUGUGUCGAGGGGCAUCCUGGGAAGAAUCUGUGGCCAGCAGAGUCACAUCAGGUGGAGCGAUGGGAGUCGACAUCGAGCAAAACCCACCAGCAGGUUUGCAAACACCAAGGUUCCACCUAUAACAUCUGCCAAGAUGCGGACGGAGGCCGAGGUGACGAGAGAAAGUCAAGGAUGCGACGGCGAACAAAACAAAUCCACCAUCUUUCAUAUCCAUGUCUGAACCAGCAGAUUUGGGAACUUUAUUGUUCCCAAUCAUGUUUCCUGUAGCUUUCAACCAAAUGUUUCAGUGGAUGAAAGAAACUGGUGAACAUGACAGAGUGAGGAGUCAUGAUUUCACCAGUUUUUACCAUGACUCUUUUUAUUUCCUGAGAGCAACAAACCAUUAUUCCUCAGGAACGUAUGGAUUUAAAGUUGAAUUAGUCUCUUUUUUUAAAAGCAGCAGCGUCAUUUGAUCAUUAGGCAAACCGAUCCGUUUGUCCUCCAACCAGCAGUUACUGAAAUUUUCAUUUCUCUUUUAUAACUGAUCUAUAUAAAACACCAUUAAGUCAAAUGUAAAAGAUUUAUCUACAAUUUAAUGUCUAAAACCAAUUAAUCCCAUUAAUAUAUCAGUAAAUGUUUCUCAAUCGUCAAACAUGAAGUUUUUCUCAGAAACCUUGUUUGUGUUUGGACUGUUGUUGGAGUCCAAGAGCAAACAGGAAAGAUUCUUAAAAGCGUUUUUAUUUGAACUGGAUGUUUUCUGUGCAGCCUCUUAAUGGUUUGUUUUUACAACUGAUGCAUUAAAAAUGAACUGAAUUAAAUUAAA
Messenger RNA from Poecilia reticulata (guppy), 2516 nucleotides. RefSeq names its product free fatty acid receptor 3. Gene Ontology annotation, molecular function: bioactive lipid receptor activity. Gene Ontology annotation, cellular component: plasma membrane. NCBI's taxonomy places the organism in Eukaryota, Metazoa, Chordata, Actinopteri, Cyprinodontiformes, Poeciliidae. Gene Ontology annotation, biological process: G protein-coupled receptor signaling pathway; positive regulation of insulin secretion; positive regulation of cytosolic calcium ion concentration. The record is from RefSeq and is a predicted model, not a curated record.